This is a messenger RNA of Megachile rotundata (alfalfa leafcutting bee), 573 nucleotides long. RefSeq names its product translocase of inner membrane 8 (gene Tim8). Lineage: Eukaryota; Metazoa; Arthropoda; Insecta; Hymenoptera; Megachilidae. The record is from RefSeq and is a predicted model, not a curated record.
UAUAUGUCUGCAUAACAUAUUCAUUCAUCAUUUUAAAUAAAUAGCAAGUAGCGUCAUUUUAAAAUUGGUGGGUGAAAACAAAUUUCCUUGUGUUACAUAAGUUACUAGAAGAUGCACCAAUAAAUUUUGGUUACUAUCGUUAGUAAACCACGUGUGUGCUGGCAAGAUCAUCGUAUUAUCAAAUUUGAUGAAAUAUUAUUGUUUAGUUUAUUAAUUAAAAUUGGAAAAGUAAAGAAUAUUCGAUAUGUCUGAUAGUACGCUGGAGGAUACUAAGAUUCCAGGAGUAGAUUCUGAAUUACAAGAAUUUGUGCAAGCCGAAAAACAAAAAGCACAAUUUCAAGCUCAGAUUCUAGAAUUCAACGACAUUUGUUGGGAAAAAUGUGUUGAUAAACCAGGAGUCAAAUUGGACAGUCGAACAGAAACAUGUUUAAGCAAUUGUGUAGAUAGAUUUAUAGAUGUUUCUUUUUUGAUUACAAAUCGCUUUGGGCAAGUUUUACAAAGAGUUUUAGAAAAUUAAUUUUUUAAGUUAUUUACAUGAUUGUAUUGUUACAUUCAAUUUUAAUUUCAUCUGUA